This is a messenger RNA of Symbiodinium natans, 665 nucleotides long. The record is from the annotation of a GenBank genome assembly. Lineage: Eukaryota; Dinophyceae; Suessiales; Symbiodiniaceae.
GAGAUGUGCACACGCCUCUGGUUCAAGAGGAGCGAUCUGCAGGCGCCACACUGCGCAUCAUCUGGGGCAACCAGGCCUUGCUGGCCACGUACACUGUCACUUUGCUGGCCUGGUUGGGGUGGAUCUCCUUGCAGAUCUACCAGACAGAGUUUGUGGCAACGGAGGUGUACCAGGGUUCCGCCGACGAGUCGUCACCAGCCAACAAGGCUUAUGUUACAGGCGUUCAUGCCGCCUCGCGGGCAUUGAUCCUGAAUGCCGUGCUCAUGACUGGGACCACCUACCUGAUCCCUACGGUGCUCCGAAAGCUGGGCAAAGCGCGCUUGUGGUCGCUGUCAACCGGCGCCACAGCGCUGAUGCUCGCGGCCUCGAUACUCAUCAGCCGCACGCACGCCAAGGCCGCGUCCAGCGCCUGGCUGGCCCUCUUGGGGCCACUUUAUGGCAUCCAGCAGACCAUCCCAUUCCUGGUGGUGUCUGAAGAGGCGCCGAAGGACCUGCUUGGGGAGCUGAACGGCUUCCUCAACGUGGCGCUUUGCAUCCCCCAGCUGCUGGUCUCGCUGCUGGGUGGUUGGGUGGUGGCCCUGGCGGGGACCGACUCACUGCUCUUCACCGCCGGGGCUGUCUGUGAUGUCGUGGCAACCGUCGUAUGCCUGCGGCUCCUGGUGUAG